GUGCUUUGAUUAUGACUUUGAUCUGCGUGAUUGGCUUCAGCAAGGCGUUCAGCAUAACGGAAGCUGGUUCGGGUACGACACCGAGGCACACUUGCCCAUGUAUUCAAGUCCAAAAAGGGCAGGCAUAGUAUUCAAGCAUUACGCACACGACGACCAACUGAAAACGCCGCCCGCGUCCUGCCUUACGAGCACCUUUCCAUGCUACAGUCAUGUCCCGCUCACCCCCAAGCUCGUCGUCACGACCGAUGACAGGUUCACGUUCACUGCAUGGUUCAACAUCAAUACUUGGAGCGAGUAGCUCCCGCCCCUUUCUGAACAUGCUCAACCCGAUGGGCAGAACGUAUCAAGGUUACAUGCAAGCUAACCAAUCUGUUCUAGAAGAAGAAGAAGAGGAAGAGAACGAUGAACAUGGGGACGAUCUAGAGUCCGGCAGCCACGCAGACCGCAGUACGCUCUUCAAAAGCACCGUUUCGAAGGGCAAACGUGUGGCUUGGGGUAAAGAUGGCGAGGCGUCAGAGAUGAGCGUCCUCAGGCCUAAUAUCCGUCAAGAAGAUAAGAUACACGAGAAUGAGUCCUCAGAUGACGAGGUUCCGCAGGACUUCAUGAUCGAAGCUGCUACACCUACUGCUACACGCAAACCUUCUGCACCGCGUCAGACACCUGGGAGACGGAGACCACUGUAUUCUACUAAUCCGAAGACUCAGCCGUCGAUAUUGCCUACCUCGACACCUGUAUCUAUACCACCACGACCCUCUGAGGUUGAAACGAGAGAAGCCAGUCCGACGAGGCCAUUGUCCGAUCACCAACCAAAACAGAUGCGCGGCCUGGACGCUUAUGAACGAGCUCUAUGGAACUGGGUGAACGUAUAUAACCUGGAUGCGUUCUUGCAAGAAGCGUACUACUACUAUGAAGGCAAAGGCAUCUAUAGCAUCGCCUUGUCUCGUGGACUAAAUCUUCUGACAGUUGGCUUUGUGAUUGGAUUCUCGACGUUCCUGUUAGGAUGCAUUGACUACUCGCGCAUUAAACCCGAACGAGCCACUCGACUAUCCCACGUAGUCGUCAGUCGCUGUGUAUCCAAGUUCUCAGGAUUCACAUUCCUGUUCUUCUUGCUGUUUACAGCUUUCCUCGCAUGGCAAAUCAUGACUUACGUGUUGAGUAUCAUGAGGCUUGUGGACAUGUACCGCUUUUACACAUACCUACUCCGCAUACCUGAUGCAGAUAUUCAGACCAUCUCGUGGCCGGAGGUUGUACGUCGCAUCGGUACUAUCCGCGAGGAUAACCCUAUCACUGCCAUCUCCUCCAACCAACCCUCAUCCUCAGUAACGGCCAAACUCGACGCCCAUGAUAUUGCGAACCGAAUCAUGAGGCAAGAGAACUACCUCAUAGCCCUAUUCAAUAAAGAAUUACUAGAUCUGAGAGUGCCUUUACCGCCAUUUCUGAAGCGCUUUGUCGUCCCUGAAGAGGGCAAGGGGAAGAUGCUAACUAGGGCGUUGGAGUGGAACCUGAGGUUCUGCUUGAUGGAGUACUUGUUCGAUCCUAGCGGACGAGUGAGGAAGGUGUUCUUGAAGAGCAAGAAUCGCGCAGCACUGAUCGGAGGGCUUCGAAGACGAUUUAUCUUCAUGGGCAUCUUGAACGCGAUAUUCGCCCCUUUCAUCGUGCUCUAUCUGCUCAUGUACUCGUUCUUCCGAUACACUGAAGAAUACCAUAAAAAUCCUUCCAACAUCAGCGGUCGGCGGUAUACUCCAUUUGCUCAGUGGAAGUUCAGGGAAUUCAAUGAGCUUCCACAUUUGUUCGCUCGGAGGCUCAAUGAAUCGUACCCGAUGGCGAGCAUGUACAUCGGACAGUUCCCGAAUGAGAAGCUCACCAUUCUAGUCCGAUUCAUAGCAUUCAUUGCAGGUUCCUUUGCUGCAGUCCUACUCCUGGCAUCCGUCGUAGAUCCGGACCUAAUAGUUCACUUCGAAGUCACGCCUCAUAGGACAGUAUUGUUCUACUUGUCAAUAUUCGCAUCAAUUCUUGCUGUCGCUAGAGGAAUGAUCCCGGAAGAGAACCAAGUAUUUGACCCGGAGUUGCUCAUGACAGAGGUUAUCCAGUAUACUCAUUAUAUGCCGGAUGAAUGGAAGGAUCAGCUGCAUUCCAAGAAGGUACACGAAGAGUUCGGAGAAUUGUUCUCUAUGAAGAUCAUGAUCUUCGCUGAAGAGAUCCUCUCGGUCCUGCUCACUCCUUUCGUACUGUGGUAUUCCUUGCCACCUUGCGCGCCUGCUAUCAUUGACUUCUUCCGGGAGUUUACGGUACAUGUUGAUGGACUGGGCUAUGUAUGUAGCUUUGCAGUAUUCGACUUCCAAAGGCAUGGAAACAUCAAAUUCGGUGCACCGACCAAUGUCAACGAUGAACGGCUCAUGUCGAAGGAAGGCAAGAUGGAGAAGAGCUUCCUUAACUUCAAGGCUGCCCAUCCGGAAUGGAUGCCCACCGACCCUUCAGGUUCACUUUACCUAAGUCGCAUGGCCGACUUCAGUGCUGCACAUCCUCUAGGUCUCGGUCGCCGUCGUCUCUACCAACAACGAGGCACAGAAUUUAACCAUGGUGUGCAAUCCACCAUACUCGAUCGUGGCCGUGAUAGGCCAGAAGACAAGGCGAGCGAAUACGACCGUGCUCUCAAGGCAAGCCAAAUGGCCCGAAGACGGGGUGGUGGAAGCGUUCUUAUGCAAAGCACCCGAUUGGGUCCUUCGGCGUCUUCGAUUUUCCAGAGUAACGCUGGGUUGGCACAGACGGCUGUCUUGGGUGAUUCUCAGGGAAGCACGUUUCCUCAACAGCAACUGCCGCAUGGACAGGAGAGCGUCAUUCCUGAGGAAGAUCUCAUGUCUGAUGGAGGGGUUGGAAGUACGUUGGGAGAGUCGUACGUGGAUGGAAGGAGACCGCAGGCUGGUGCUUCGGUUGGCCAGUCACAGAGGGAGGAAGAUGAAGAGUUGGAAGAUGGUGGUGUGAUUGGGUUGCUGGCGCAGAUCUACGGGACUGGAGUGAAUCUUAAGGGACGAGGUCGGGGACCUCCACGAGCGAUUUAGGAGGUGCGAUGAUGGAUCCUUCGUCAAGACCAUUUAUUUUGUACUUUAAGUUACUGAUACAUUCAUGGAUACCAUGACACAAUGACAUACAGAACGAUUCUGAUGUUUUAACGGCAACAUCAACGGUGUUGUACAAUUUUUGUCCAUCCAAUUCAAAAUUCCCCCAUUCCAUACUCAGCAUUCGCAGUCAUAAACUUCACUCCUUCGCGAGGAUCUCUUCGACCCGCUUCACUUGGUUCUCAAUGCCCGUGCCGGGGACGAUCUUGUGGUCGACACGAGUGCCAAUACGUAAAUCCGUAUGGAUGCGAGGGGCACCCUUGGCAUGUACAGCUACAUGGCAUUCCUGAACAGCCUUGACGACGUCGUCCCAGGGACCCUCUGUAUAUCGCGUGAUUCAGUACCACGGAAGACCGUAUAGAUUCAUGUGGUAAACUGGGAAAGGGUCAAAAGAUGACAUACCAAUGUUCGUUCCAUAGCCACUGUGGACGACAUUAGUGAAGGCUCGUAACUCAAUAAGGGGUAGAUGUGAACACGCACUGCACCUGUGAGAUGCGGCAUAAGGUCAUUCCCAGGUUGUAAAGAGGGGUACACGGAUACGAACAUGAUAUUUGAGACCCGACUUCUUGACUACUCGUACACAUUCGGCAACGUAUUCCGCGAUCUGCAGAAAAGCAAGGCGAACAAAUGAGGCUCAGCGCAGCAAGCUGGACAUCAGUCUCAACGGACAGAUGCUUCAGUACCCAUGGGGUUCAGGCAGAAAUCUAUGGUGAAAGUGUGUUCAAGCGGCUUGGGUAUCAUCACAUUGCAAACGGUUCUGUACCUGCCAAAGCGUACAUAUCCUGACUCGCCAUGUCAACUAUGUUAGAAAAGAUAGAGGUGAUGGAUGGUUUGAAGCAAGCCUGAGGGGGCGGACUCCUGUGUACGCAAACUAUAAGUAAUGUGUGGAGACGCCAAGUUACUUCCGUCCAGACGUCAUCCCAUUCAUUCGUUCAUUAUAACGUCCCUGCAAACCGCAUAGCUUUGAGCCGUUUGAUGUCCCAUGGUGACGGUAGUUCUUGAGGUGUUUUCGAAAGAGGCUUCAGUUACGAGUCGAUGCAGGGCGCAUUUCGAGUCUCAACAACUUCUUGUAUAGGUAACACUAACCGUACACAUUAUACCAUUUCUACUUCUUGGGUAGGAUCCAUGA
This is a messenger RNA of Somion occarium, 4245 nucleotides long. NCBI's taxonomy places the organism in Eukaryota, Fungi, Basidiomycota, Agaricomycetes, Polyporales, Cerrenaceae. The record is from the annotation of a GenBank genome assembly.